Messenger RNA from Wickerhamiella sorbophila, 1227 nucleotides. RefSeq names its product Plasma membrane iron permease. Lineage: Eukaryota; Fungi; Ascomycota; Dipodascomycetes; Dipodascales; Trichomonascaceae. The transcript has a single exon. Bases 1 to 1227 code for a protein of 408 amino acids. Gene Ontology annotation, molecular function: ferrous iron transmembrane transporter activity. Gene Ontology annotation, cellular component: high-affinity iron permease complex; plasma membrane. The record is from RefSeq and is a predicted model, not a curated record. Gene Ontology annotation, biological process: iron ion transmembrane transport.
AUGACACAGGUUUUCUUGAUUGAUGUGUUUAUCAUUUGCUUCCGUGAGUCCAUCGAAGCAGCGGUGAUUAUCGCCGUGUUGCUUUCAUUCGUCAAGCAGAGUUUUGGCGGGCCGGGAAUGGACAGGAAAGCGUAUAAGCGACUUCUCUGGCAUAUCUGGCUAGGCUCGUUAACCGGUCUCAUUGUUUGUUUGAUUAUCGGUGGUGCCUUCAUUGGUGCCUUCUAUGGCUUGAACAAUGAUAUUUGGGGAUCUUCUGAAGAUCUUUGGGAAGGUAUUCUUUCCGUCAUUGCUUCUGUUAUGAUCACUAUCAUGGGUCUAGGUAUGCUCCGUAUCAACAAGAUGAAGGCCAAGUGGAGGUUGAAAAUUUCCCAGGCCAUCCUCGAAGACGACGAAGAAGAUCCCCUGGCCAAACACCUUACGUGGGGUCAGCGCCUCAAGAACCUGAAUCCUGUUAAUUUCCGCUUCUCCAAGUUUGGCCGGUGGACUCGCAAAUAUGCUCUGUUCCUGUUGCCUUUCGUGACAACCCUUCGUGAGGGUAUUGAAGCCGUCGUGUUUGUCGGUGGUGUCGGUUUGGGUCAGCCUGCUCAGGCCUUCCCCCUCUCCGUCAUUCUCGGUCUUAUUUGUGGUCUCGCCUUCGGUUAUGCCCUCUACUUCUUCUCUUCUUCCGUCUCUCUGAAGUACUUUAUGAUUUUCUCCACCUGCCUGCUCUAUCUUAUUGCUGCCGGUUUGUUCAGCCGUUCAGUCUGGUACCUGCAGAUGAAUACCUUCUCUAAGCAGACUGGUGGUGAUGUCGCUGAGGGUGGUGCUGGCCCCGGUACCUAUAACAUCAAGCAGGUUGUCUGGCACGUAAACUGCUGCAACCCCGAGAUGAACAACAACGGUUGGGGUAUUUUUAAUGCUCUCUUUGGCUGGCAGAACACUGCUACUUACGGCUCUGUCUUGUCCUACAAUGCCUACUGGAUCUUCAUUAUGUUGAUCAUCUGCGUCAUGCAGUACGAGGAGAAGACAGGCAAGCUGCCUAUUAUUGGCCGCUUCUGGAAGCGCAAGCAUGUCUCCGAUGAUGAGAUCAACGAACUCUACAACCGUGCCCAGCUCACUGCUCAACGUAAGCUUGGUAAUGCUGGCGAUGUUCAUGCUGAAGACCUCACUCCAACCUCGAGCAGUCUCGAUAAAGACCUCUCCGAGAAGAAGGUUGUUGAUACCUCUGUCUCUUCGCACAGCGCUUGA